Molecule: messenger RNA, 1665 nt
Organism: Panicum virgatum (switchgrass)
Lineage: Eukaryota; Viridiplantae; Streptophyta; Magnoliopsida; Poales; Poaceae
Product: probable pectinesterase 68
Exons: 4
Coding region: 232-1281 (349 amino acids)
Biological process (GO): cell wall modification
Molecular function (GO): pectinesterase activity
Source: RefSeq, a predicted model, not a curated record
CGCCCGUGUAGCACCUCGCUCUGCUCUCACCAUAUGUUCUGCAUGUGAAGAGAGAAAUAAGAGGGUGAGAGCAAGAAACAUAUAUAGACUGCUAGCUAGAGUGUCAAACACAAGCUAAACGAGAGACCACCUUGUCACUCUCGCACGGAGAUUAUUGUCAACACGAACCAGCAUUAUAUUUAGUUCGUCGAUCUUUAAAGAUUCGCGAGAGCGAAGGCGCAGCAGCAAGCAAUGGCUCGCGUAGUCUCGCUGGUGUUGUUACUGGCCACGCUCGCGAGCAUCCUGCCGCCGUCCGCGAGCCAGGCGGCGGCGGCCAGGUGCGAGUACCCGAGGCACGCUGGGCACGGGUACAAGCACCCGGUGGGCGUGCGGAAGGUGGUCGUGGACGCCGGCGGCGCCGGCGACUUCACCUCCAUCCAGCAGGCCGUCGACUCCGUGCCGGUGAACAACACCGUGCGCGUCAUCAUGCAGAUCAACGCCGGCACCUACAGGGAGAAGGUGCUGGUGCCGGCCUCGAAGCCGUACAUCACGUUCCAGGGCGCCGGGCGUGGCGUGACGGUGGUGGAGUGGCACGACCGGGCCAGCGACCGCGGCCCCGACGGGCAGCCGCUCCGCACCUACAACACCGCCUCCGUAACCGUCCUCUCUUACUAUUUCACCGCUAAGAACAUCAGCUUCAAGAACACAGCUCCGGCACCAAUGCCCGGCACGCAGGGGGGCCAGGCGGUGGCGUUCCGCAUCUCCGGCGACAAGGCCUUCUUCUUCGGGUGCGGGUUCCACGGCGCGCAGGACACGCUGUGCGACGACGCCGGCCGGCACUACUUCCGCGACUGCUACAUCGAGGGCUCCAUCGACUUCGUCUUCGGCGACGCCCGCUCCCUCUACAAGGACUGCGAGCUGCGCUCCACGGCGGAGCGCUACGGCUCGGUGGCGGCGCACGGCCGGCGCGACCCCUGCGAGCGCACCGGCUUCGCCUUCGUCAACUGCCGGGUCACCGGCACCGGCAGGCUCUACGUCGGCCGCGCCAUGGGCCAGUAUUCGCGCAUCGUCUACGCCUACACCUACUUCGACAGCGUCAUCGCGCCCGGCGGAUGGGACGACUGGGACCACACCAGCAACAAGAGCAUGACGGCGUUCUUCGGGAUGUACAGGAACUGGGGGCCCGGCGUCGACGCCGUGCACGGCGUGCCGUGGGCGCGGGAGCUCGACUACUUCGCCGCCCGCCCCUUCCUCGGCAAGAGCUUCGUCAACGGAUACCACUGGCUCACGCCUGACGUCUGAACAGACGCCCGCCCCUUCCUCGGCAAGAGCCGCCACAGAUCUGUCUGUCUGAUACAACAAACCAGAUUUAUUCAUUCGUACAGCACAAACACAGAAUAUAUAUUGUACACCACCAUUUUUUUUUGCAAGCUACUUCAUAUAUAUAGAGAGAAAAGCUAUUUAUAGAACCCCAUUUUUUUUGCAAGCUACUUCAUAUAUAUAGCGAUAGAUCCAGCAAAAUAUAUAUAGACCGAUUCGUAUUUGUCGAUUCCAAAGUGAAGCACGUUCAGUACAAGACUUGUAGAGUUACCAAAACUUUGCCAUGUUUACUAAUGUAACUAUAUAUACAGUGAGCAGUGAGUUCGCUGUUGGCCUGUAAAUGACACCACAAAAACUGUUUCACUC